CUGUAACUGGUUUGGAGAGAGGGAGGAGAACAAAUGGAAAGGGAGCAAAGAGAAAGAGGAUGCGUGAGAGAGAGCUGGACCCAAGAGAAUCCUCACACACAAUGGGAGUCCCUCGCUCUGCCGGAUUUUGAUUAAAAAAUAAAUAAACGGGACUUUGCCUAAAGAGGGUCAACAGGAUUUUGACAGUGUUUUGCCCCAUGGUGGGAGUCCUGUCUUUUGAGUAGUGGGACUAGUCAUGAAUGUACACUAACAACAAAGAAACAAGUCCUCUUUCAUCCCCUUUCUCUUACCAAACGACAGUGCAUUGAAAAUGGAGAAGACAUACUCGUUAACCGCCCACUACGAUGAGUUCCAGGAAGUUAAAUAUGGCGGUCGCUACAGCAGCGAUAUCCUCAGUAAUGGUAUGACUCUUAGUCUCGGGGGAAGCUUGGAUCGACAUACGACUCGUGGUCGAGGCGGGACUUUGUCCAACGGGCGAAACAAAGACCUGGGAAGCACCAGCAGCAGCGGAGGACUUCCUCGAUGGAGUCGUAGGGAGAUAUGCCUCCUUUCGGCGCUGGUUUUUGCCGCCGGUAUGUGUGUUAUCUUGGGCAGCAUGUUGGCACUGAAGUACAUUUCCCUGGACGCCCAACAAGACCCUCAGUGUCGACAAGACUGCCAACGGAAACGCUCCCUUUUGAGGGCGGCACGAUUCGUCCAGUCCAAUAUUGACCCGACCAUUCAACCGUGCCAGGAUUUCUACUCGUUCGCAUGUGGCGGAUGGUUGAGGCGCCACGGCAUCCCCGAGGAUAAACUCAGCUACGGAAUAAUCACGGCCAUCGGGGAACACAACGAGGAGAAAAUGGAACGCCUACUUUUGGAGCCGAUCAGAAGACAAGGCGUCGAUUCGGCCGAGAGAAAAGUCAAGGACUUCUACCGAUCGUGCGUCAACGUGCAAGAGAUCGAUAAGUUGGGAUCGGACCCCAUGACGGAGGUGAUUGACAGCUGUGGAGGGUGGGACAUGAGUGGAGCUCCUCCCAAAACGCCGGGGUGGGAGAGAGAGGGCGCCCCCCAGAGGCCGGACUUCAACGAGCUUCUGUACCGAACGCAGGGCGUCUACAGCACCGCCGUCUUCUUCUCGCUCACCGUCAACGUGGACGACAAGAACUCCUCCAGGAACGCAAUCAGGAUUGAUCAGGAAGGACUCACGCUGCCGGACAGCAGUCUGUAUCUGGGACAGGAUGAGGACAGUGUGAAGAUCCUGGCAGCGUACAAGGCUCUGAUGGAGCGUUUGCUAAGCAUGCUGGGAGCUCACAACGCCACGCAGAAGUCCAAGGAGAUUAUACAUCUGGAGACACGUCUGGCAAAUGUGAGCUGA
This is a messenger RNA of Notothenia coriiceps (black rockcod), 1357 nucleotides long. RefSeq names its product endothelin converting enzyme-like 1 (gene ecel1). Gene Ontology annotation, cellular component: plasma membrane. The transcript is spliced from 3 exons. Gene Ontology annotation, biological process: protein processing. Gene Ontology annotation, molecular function: metalloendopeptidase activity. The record is from RefSeq and is a predicted model, not a curated record. The coding region runs from base 311 to 1357 and encodes 348 amino acids. Lineage: Eukaryota; Metazoa; Chordata; Actinopteri; Perciformes; Nototheniidae.